UCACUUCCGCUGAGGCGCAUUCUACUUCCUGUGAAUGUGGGUCUGCUCUCUCUCUUUCUCGGCUCUGUCGUGAACGCCAUCAUGGGUCGCAUGCACGCUCCCGGUAAGGGUUUGUCCCAGUCAGCUCUCCCAUACAGACGCAGUGUUCCUACAUGGCUGAAGCUGACAUCAGAUGACGUCAAGGAGCAGAUCUUUAAGUUGGCUAAGAAGGGUCUGACCCCCUCGCAGAUUGGUGUGAUCCUGAGGGACUCUCACGGUGUGGCUCAGGUGCGCUUCGUCACCGGCAACAAGAUCCUCAGGAUCCUGAAAUCCAAAGGUCUGGCCCCUGAUCUGCCUGAGGAUCUGUACCACCUGAUCAAGAAGGCUGUUGCUGUGAGGAAGCACUUGGAGAGAAACAGGAAGGACAAAGAUGCCAAGUUCCGCCUGAUUCUUGUUGAGAGCAGAAUCCACAGACUGGCUCGUUACUACAAGACCAAGAGAGUUCUCGCUCCCAACUGGAAGUACGAAUCCUCCACGGCUUCUGCACUGGUGGCAUAAAUGUAAAGGCUUUACACACAAUAAAGACAAUUUGGAUGAAAA
Messenger RNA from Tachysurus vachellii, 579 nucleotides. It is a transcript of the gene rps13, whose product is annotated as ribosomal protein S13. The record is from RefSeq and is a predicted model, not a curated record. Gene Ontology annotation, molecular function: structural constituent of ribosome; small ribosomal subunit rRNA binding. NCBI's taxonomy places the organism in Eukaryota, Metazoa, Chordata, Actinopteri, Siluriformes, Bagridae. Gene Ontology annotation, cellular component: cytosolic small ribosomal subunit; nucleolus; ribosome. The transcript has 6 exons. The coding region runs from base 82 to 537 and encodes 151 amino acids. Gene Ontology annotation, biological process: translation.